AUAGACAUUGACAGUGACAGUUAAGGAAAAAAAAUCUGUAUAACCUUACGUGUUUAAAUUCCUACUUUAGAAAAUUAAUUUUAGUAACAACUAUGGCUUCUUUAAAAGUGUAUUCAAUAGGCCGGUUAGCAAAAUGUGUAACAGAUUCGACUCUGAAAAAUUUAAGGACAAAUUACUACAGAGGUUCUAUCCGCUGCUACAGUGUAGAAGAAAAAGCUGCAGAAGAUCCUGAAAAACAGAGUAAACAAUUGCCAAGUACAAUUGAAGAAUGCCAUAAACAGAUUGAAACUCUUACUACAGAGCUUAACACUUUCAAAGAACAAUCUAAGGACUUUGAAGAUAAAUACAAGAGAUCACUUGCCGACUGCGAGAAUGUUAGACGUAGAAUGAUGAAGCAAGUGGAAGAUGCUAAGUCAUUUGCGAUACAGAGCUUCUGUAAGGACUUACUUGACGUUGCAGACACUCUCUCAGCGGCAGCAGAGAGUGUACCAGAAGGUGCUGAGGCUGGUGCUGGAGCUGCAUUAAGAUCACUGGCAGAUGGAGUUAAGCUUACGAGAGCACAACUUUCACAGGUUUUUGCCCGACACGGGCUUGUAGCUGUAUCGCCUCUUAAAGAAAAGUUUGAUCCCAACUUACAUGAAGCACUAUUCCAACAGGAAGUGGAAGGUGCAGAAGCCGGCACAGUAGUGACUGUGAGCAAAGUUGGCUACAAAUUGCACGAGCGAUGUGUGAGACCGGCAUUGGUUGGUGUCGCCAAGUGAUGUUUUGCAAGGACUCCCACUGGGACCACACUCCUUUAUUCUUUUCAUCAAUGACACAAAAGACAAAUGUCCGAUUAUAAAACGUUUCUGGUAAUGUAAGCAAAUUGUUACAAACUGAGCGUUUGUUGUUACAGCUGUUGGCGAUUUAUUUAAACUACAGAGUGUUCCUUUUACGCAUAAAAGCCUUUCCAAUAAAAAUACCUGAUGAUGAGAUUCCGGCUCAAUUACUCCUCUAUUCUCAGAUUUUUCAUUAUGUAGGAUUCUGACAGCUGACAUUUUUUUACAUGUAGGCAAAGUGUUUUGGCCGGACACAUUUUACAAUUUCAAUACGAGUCUGGACAUCUGAGUCUAAACAUAAUAUGUUAGCAAAUGAAUUACGUCCCUUUUCAUCACAAACAGUAAAAAACUCACAAGUUAAGGUAACAUUUUAUAUUAUUAAAAGAUUUACUAAACCUGGAAUAAAUAACCAGCUAAACAAUUAAUUAAUAAUAAUUUUUAAUAUUUUUUUUCUUUAAAUUUACAAUAAAAUAAAGUUAUUAAUGUUAAUUCGAUAUAUUGUUUGUGAUAUUGAAAUAUUUGUUAUUCUUGUAUUACCUCACUUGAGUUAGUAAAUAUGAGUAGUAAACACAUGAAAUUAAAGAAUUCUACGGAAUGAAAAAUCAGUAUAGACAUGCUUUGAAAAAAAUUAUACUUCAUUUGUUUAAUUUUUUUUAUUUUUUAAAGUCAUGAAAGAAUCGGGAGAGAGGCGGAUUGCUUGCCAUCUCUAAAUUGCACAAAAGUCAAAAUAUAUUACAUUAACCCAAGUUUGUAACAAUAUGUAAACAUUACUCUUCAUUUAUAAUCUCUUGCAAUUAAAUCAUUUUUUCAUUUUGCUUUCAGCAAUGCUUUUAUAAUUUUGUAAAAUGACCAUAGACUAUUGUUACCACUUUAAAAUGUGGAUCUUUUCUGAUAUAAUUACAGACAAAUGUACACAUUUUAAUUUGUUUGUAUUUUAUAAGGGUGGUGUGCCUCAGGGUUCCAAGUUGGGGCUUUUAUUUAAAGGCGAUGCUCAUGCAUUUAAACUAACGUAUAGUUGGGUAACUGAAAGAUAUAACUUGCUACAUAAUAUAUUAAAUAGCAAAUUCAAAUAAUUAAGAGGCAGGUAUGCAGCGGAUUAAGUUUAUAAAUUUAAACUCAAAAUAGCUUUAUUUACAUAGGUAACCAAGUACACUUUUAAAAGUCAGAAAAGAUGUUAAAUAGUUUCUAAAUUCACAUUAACAGUUUGCAAGAAGAACUGGCAAGAAAGUCUGCCACGUUUAAUCGCCAACUUUUGAGUCAUACAAAUUGUUUGGACUCGAACAAGUUAAUUUAAAUAUUCAUCAGAUUUAUAAAAAGCUUUAUUAACUAAUUUAUAUUUUAAAAUAUUUAAAAUUAGCAAGCCCAGAAAGACUAAAUAAAACCUUUUUUAUAGUCCCUGAUAACAUUAUCGUUGAUACAAUUAUUCUAAAGUCUAUGAACAGGUUUGUUCUUCAGUUACCCGACUAUACUUGGGAUUCUUUGUAAAAUAGUUUUAGAAGAAGAAAUAGUCUUGUUAAUUUUGUAUUCCAAAUGUAGUGUAGAUGUAGACGGUUGUGUAAAAAUGGAUGGAUGUAUUGUUGAAUAAAAUUUUGUUAUUAAA
Molecule: messenger RNA, 2418 nt
Organism: Pieris rapae (cabbage white)
Lineage: Eukaryota; Metazoa; Arthropoda; Insecta; Lepidoptera; Pieridae
Gene: Roe1
Product: grpE protein homolog, mitochondrial
Exons: 6
Coding region: 93-761 (222 amino acids)
Biological process (GO): protein import into mitochondrial matrix; protein folding
Cellular component (GO): PAM complex, Tim23 associated import motor
Molecular function (GO): protein homodimerization activity; protein-folding chaperone binding; adenyl-nucleotide exchange factor activity
Source: RefSeq, a predicted model, not a curated record